This is a messenger RNA of Suillus paluster, 1941 nucleotides long. RefSeq lists its product as uncharacterized. The record is from RefSeq and is a predicted model, not a curated record. Lineage: Eukaryota; Fungi; Basidiomycota; Agaricomycetes; Boletales; Suillaceae. The transcript is spliced from 10 exons. Bases 1 to 1941 code for a protein of 646 amino acids.
AUGGCUUCGACCGUUCGCAAAACUUCAAUUUCGACAAAACCAGUUCCAUUCACGUUCAGGACUAACCUUUCCUCCAGGACCGAUAGAUCGACCCCCCAAAAGUCCCUCUCAGACAAGUCGGCUAACACAGAGGCGGCCCCUGUGGAUGAAGAUGCCGACACAGGAGUAGAACCCGCGGAAUCAAUUGACGAGACGCCCUCCGUUCCUUAUGACCUUGACACAGUGAAAGCUGCGAAAGUGGAGUUAAAGCAUCUCCAAAGUUCAACAGUGGAUGCGUCAGACCUAAGUAAAGAUCACGAACUGAAGACCGCGCCUCUCAUUACGAGAGAGGCGUAUGUAACUGCUGGAUACAAGAAAAAUUCCACACAGUAUGGAGUGAUGGGUGAGGUGUUGUCAAUACAUUCGAAAUCAAGCGCCUACGUCCCUGUAGAUCCCAGACUUUAUAUCAACACUAAUGCACCUUUCUCUGCUGUAGUGUGCGGAGUACAAGGAUCAGGGAAAUCCCACACGGUUUCGGUCCUGCUGGAAAACAUGCUCAUUCCGAAACUUCGGGAAAUAGGAUCCCUGCAGCAGCCUUUAGCGGGACUUGUCCUCCACUUUGGAGAAGGUGGUGCGGGAUCCCUUCCAAGCGAGGCUGCAUGGGUCGGUGUCCCAACAACGGAAGGCGUAAGGACGCCGAAAGUGCGAGUCUUCGUGUCAAGGUCUUCUCUCAAUACUAUGAAAGCAGUUUAUGCCCCUCUCGGAAAGAACGUUGAUGUAGUUCCCUUACUCUUCAAUGAGACAGAGUUGGACGCACAGGCUUUUCUAUCUAUGAUGGCUGUCGGGUCAUCAGAUUCAGCGCCCCUCUACAUCCAGAUCGUUCUCAGUAUUCUCCGAGAUUUAGGAGAGACAUUCACGUAUGGGAAAUUCAUGAUGCGACUUGAGGGAGCGAAAGGCAACUUCAACCCUGCCCAAAUAGCUGGUCUUGAGCAGCGCCUAGCUCUCCUGAACUCGUUCAUGGAGCCCAAUCGUCCAGAGCCAACCGCUUUUGGUUCAAAGUCUUACGCUAAUAUCAGUAGGCCCAGAUCAAAUGUUACUGCACCCAAAUCGACCCGGCGUCGUUUUGGUGCAGGAGAGUUGACCAUUGUUGAUCUGUCGGAUCCAUUCAUUGACCCAGGAUCUGCAUGCGGAUUGUUCGAGAUCGUCACCAGGUUGUUCGUGAGGGCUGAGGUUGAGACCGGAAAGGUUCUUGUCGUCGAUGAAGCCCACAAGUACUUGUCCACCAAUAGAGGGGUUGCCGGUCUAACCAAGGCCCUUUUGACCCUCACAAGAGAGCAGAGGCAUUUAGGGAUGCGCGUCAUUAUUUCUACGCAAGAGCCAACUGUAGUGCCACCUGUUCUAUUAGACUUGUGCAGCGUCGCCAUCAUGCAUCGAUUUUCUUCUCCGGCGUGGUGGGACCACCUUGCACGGCAUAUCUCUGCGGACGUGUCUAUAGAAGAAGCAUUUGACACGGUUGUUAAGCUUCAGACUGGCCAGGCGAUUAUUCUUGCGCCAUCGGGGCUUGGCGUGUUUCCGGAGGAUGCAGAAAUUCGUGGCGCAACGAGGAUUAAAGGGCAUACUGCACCUGUCUUGAAGCUGACCCAGUUUGGAAGGCGUUAUAUUAUCAUGAAGACACGCGCUCGUGUCACGAAAGAUGGAGGCAGGUCGGUUCUUAUUGUUUCUGGACAGGAAGAGAGUGAGGAGUCUGAGAAUGAAGAGGAAGAAUCUGAAUCUGAAGAGGAAUCUGAGAACGAAGAGGAGGUGUCGGAGUCUGAGAACGAAGAGGAUGUGUCGGGGUCUGAGAACGAAGAGGUGUCGGAAUCUGAGAACGAAGAGGAUGCGUCGGGGUCUGAGAACGAAGAGGUGUCGGAAUCUGAGAACGAAGAGGAGGUGUCUGAAUCUGAGGCUGAUGAAUCUGAAUGA